Messenger RNA from Mus musculus (house mouse), 1532 nucleotides. It is a transcript of the gene Ntpcr, whose product is annotated as nucleoside-triphosphatase, cancer-related. The record is from RefSeq and is marked validated. NCBI's taxonomy places the organism in Eukaryota, Metazoa, Chordata, Mammalia, Rodentia, Muridae. Bases 114 to 479 code for a protein of 121 amino acids. The transcript has 4 exons. Gene Ontology annotation, molecular function: ribonucleoside triphosphate phosphatase activity; CTPase activity; ATP hydrolysis activity.
GCUUUCCCUGCCGACAGGGGCGUGGCCUUCAGCGUAAGGGGUGGAGCCUGGCCGCCCAUUCUGACCCCCGACCGCCCCGCUCUGGACCACCCCGCACCCAGACCCCCACGCACAUGUCGCGGCACGUGUUCCUCACCGGGCCUCCAGGGGUUGGCAAAACAACCUUGAUCCAGAAAGCCAUCGAGGUCCUGCAGUCCUCCGGGCUGCCCGUGGAUGGAUUUUACACACAAGAAGUCAGGCAGGAAGGGAAGAGGAUAGGAUUCGAUGUCGUCACCCUGUCUGGUGCCCAGGGGCCUCUGUCCAGAGUUGGGUCACAGCCUCUACCUGGAAAGCCCGAGUGUCGAGUGGGGCAGUAUGUGGUGAACUUGGAUUCUUUUGAGCAGUUGGCACUUCCUGUCCUAAGAAACCAUCAAGAAGCGUCCGAUGACAUCCCGAGUGGAGAGUCCAGCUUUGGGCAUUGGAUCCAUAUACAGAAUUGAGUUUUGCUCAGGCAAACAGAAUCCUGGGAAGAGGCAAGAGCCCGUGCUCCCGUGUGCUCGCUGGCUGGGUCAACAACUUGCCUCUUGUUUCUAAUGGGAAAAGGACAUAGAAACGGUUCAUAGCUUUACAGUCACCCAUGUUUCUGUAAUGAUUACAGCCAUAGACUCAGGCCGUCAAACUGGACUUGGGUGAAAUAAUCACGACCUGUGCCUGAUAUUCCGGGCUAUGUAGACAUUGGUUCACAUCCCCCCAGGAAGGGCCGUGCUCUGUCCUCAUGCCUCCAAGCAGUGAUGGAGGAGAAGGCUUGGUGGCUGCCCAGGGCUCCUGGGGACCAUGUAUCAUGGCACCCACUAUGGGAAAUAGUUUGUCAGGCUGCACUUCUGCUGGCGCUGAGCACUUCACACAUGCUCAGUAGAAAUGUCCUCUGGUUUGCAUUAAGGGAUAAUAGAAAUACAUACUUUUAAUGAUUUAUUAAGUGAGUGUUUUAGAAUCUAGCUCAUUGGUUCAGCCCCCUCUCUGUGUUUCAUGUUUUGAUGUAAGUAGAUCUUGCUUUGCUUUGUUUCAUUUUAUGUGUCUGGGUGUUUUGGCAGCCUGUGUGUCUGUUUACCAAGUGUGUGCAGUAUCCUCAGAGGCUAAAUGGGGGCAUCUAGUCCCCUGCAAUUAGAACUACAGACAGUUGUGAACCACCUUGUCCUGGGAAACACAGGCCCUCUGAGAGAGCAUCCAAUGUCCUUAGCUGCUGAGCUACCUCCCCAGUCCUAGCCAGAUAUUUCUUAAAGCAAAUGACCUUUAAUUUGUUGAUUCUACUUUUCCGUUCCUCACAUUGAUACUUUGUUUCUUUCUUUCCUUUUUUUUUUCUUUGAUUAGCACAGAAAAGCUCUGUCCUGAUCCAAAUUAAUGCAGCAUUUUACCUAUAUGUAUUUUCUGAUGUGAGCUUGUUAAAAAUGCAUUUUUAAUCCAUCUGGAUUUGUUUUGAAUAUAUGGCAUGCAGUGACACCCUUAAUUAGUUUCUUCGAGAUACUUGGCCAGUUUACUAAAAGCAUUUGCUAAAA